This is a messenger RNA of Dunckerocampus dactyliophorus (ringed pipefish), 15336 nucleotides long. Its product is annotated as ankyrin-2-like. The coding region runs from base 255 to 13394 and encodes 4379 amino acids. Gene Ontology annotation, molecular function: protein binding. Gene Ontology annotation, biological process: regulation of cardiac muscle contraction; signal transduction; protein localization to T-tubule. Gene Ontology annotation, cellular component: T-tubule. The transcript is spliced from 47 exons. The record is from RefSeq and is a predicted model, not a curated record. Lineage: Eukaryota; Metazoa; Chordata; Actinopteri; Syngnathiformes; Syngnathidae.
CGGGGAAGAGCGUCAGAGGCGCGUUCACGUCCACACGCUGAGGCUUCACAAGACAGCGUCUCAUGAACACAGGAAGCCUUUAAAACAACACUUGCUUUUAUCCCCCAGUCCCAGAAUGGACACCACCGACCCUUGUGGAUUCUGAAGCCCGCACUGACGUCCAUCUUGGACCGGCUAAAGGACCCCCUCCCAACCCACAACCCCCUUUGACCGCCUCACUCCGGCUGCAGUCAGUCACCCAAGCCAGAGACAGAAUGUCUAGUAGCCCCGAAGAUGCUCUCUCCAGGGGCGGCGGCUCCGACCUCAAACUCGCCUCUUCGAACAACACAUCACCGGAGGGUACACAGCCGCUGCCGCUGCACCAGAACCGAAUAAGGCAGUCGGACAGUAACACCAGUUUCCUGCGGGCUGCCAGAGCUGGAAACAUUGAUAAAGUCCUUGAGUUCUUGAAAAAUGGAGUCGACAUUAGCACCUGCAAUCAGAAUGGAUUGAAUGCCUUGCAUUUGGCAGCCAAAGAGGGACACCAGGAUCUAGUGGAGGAACUGUUGGAGAGAGGAGCACCUGUUGACUCAUCCACCAAGAAAGGAAACACUGCCCUCCAUAUUGCCUCGCUGGCUGGGCAAAGAGAGGUAGUCCGCCUGUUAGUCAAGAGAGGAGCUGAUGUGAAUUCUCAGUCGCAGAAUGGCUUUACGCCACUCUACAUGGCUGCACAGGAGAAUCACCUGGAGGUUGUAAGAUACCUGUUGGAAAAUGAUGGCAACCAGAGCAUUGCAACAGAGGACGGCUUCACACCACUUGCCAUUGCCCUCCAGCAAGGCCACAACUCAGUGGUGUCCCUGCUUUUGGAGCACGACACCAAAGGCAAAGUGCGCCUACCCGCCUUGCACAUUGCGGCUCGCAAGGACGACACCAAGUCGGCCGCACUGCUGCUCCAGAACGACCACAAUGCCGAUGUGCAAUCCAAGAUGAUGGUCAAUAGAACCACAGAGAGUGGUUUCACCCCUCUGCACAUCGCCGCUCACUAUGGCAACGUGAAUGUCUCCACCCUGUUGCUGAACAGAGGAGCCGCUGUGGACUUCACAGCAAGGAAUGGAAUAACACCUCUACAUGUGGCCUCAAAAAGAGGUAACACCAAUAUGGUGGUCCUGCUGUUGGAUCGAGGAGCUCAGAUUGAUGCUAAAACCAGGGAUGGGCUGACUCCCUUACACUGUGCAGCCAGAAGUGGGCAUGAUCCUGCAGUGGAGCUGCUGCUGGAGAGAGGAGCACCCAUCUUAGCCAGAACCAAGAACGGACUGUCCCCGCUGCACAUGUCAGCCCAGGGCGACCACGUGGAGUGCGUGAAGCUGCUGUUGCAGCACAAGGCGCCGGUUGAUGACGUCACACUGGACUACCUCACAGCACUUCACGUCGCGGCCCACUGCGGCCACUACAGGGUCACGAAGUUGCUGCUGGACAAGAAGGCCAAUCCGAAUGCGAGAGCACUGAAUGGUUUCACACCCCUACACAUUGCCUGUAAGAAGAACAGGGUGAAGGUGAUGGAGUUGUUGGUGAAAUACGGAGCAUCCAUACAGGCCAUUACUGAGUCGGGCUUGACUCCCAUCCACGUUGCUGCCUUCAUGGGCCACCUCAACAUUGUUUUACUUCUACUGCAGAAUGGUGCCUCGCCUGAUGUCCGCAACAUUCGUGGCGAAACCGCUCUGCACAUGGCAGCUCGAGCAGGCCAGAUGGAAGUGGUGCGCUGUUUGCUGAGGAACGGAGCGCUGGUGGAUGCCAUGGCCAGGGAGGACCAGACCCCUCUCCACAUUGCGUCCCGUUUAGGGAAAACAGACAUUGUCCAGCUGCUCCUCCAGCACAUGGCCCACCCAGAUGCUGCCACCAUCAACGGCUACACUCCCCUUCACAUUUCAGCUAGAGAGGGCCAAGUGGAGACAGCUGCCGUGCUGCUGGAGGCCGGAGCAUCACACUCGAUGGCCACUAAGAAAGGAUUUACUCCAUUACAUGUAGCAGCUAAGUAUGGAAGCCUUGAUGUAGCAAAACUACUACUACAGCGCAAAGCACUCCCUGAUGAUGCUGGCAAAAAUGGCCUAACUCCGCUCCAUGUGGCGGCUCAUUAUGACAACCAAGAGGUGGCGCUCCUGCUGCUGGGCAAAGGGGCAUCACCUCAUGCGACUGCAAAGAACGGCUACACUCCCCUUCACAUUGCAGCCAAAAAGAACCAGACUACUAUUGCGUUAUCGCUGCUGCAGUAUGGCGCAGAGACCAAUGUUCUGACCAAGCAGGGAGUCAGUCCUCUUCACCUGGCUGCACAGGAGGGACACGCGGAGAUGGCCAGCUUGCUGCUGGGCAAAGGAGCUCACAUCAACACAGCAACCAAGAGUGGACUGACGCCUCUGCAUCUCACAGCACAAGAGGACAGAGUCAGUGCUGCAGAAGUAUUGGCCAAACAUGAUGCCAACCUGGACCAGCAGACAAAGCUUGGCUACACACCUCUGAUAGUAGCCUGUCAUUAUGGAAACGCCAAGAUGGUCAACUUCCUGCUACAGCAAGGUGCCAGUGUCAAUGCCAAAACCAAGAAUGGAUACACACCACUCCACCAGGCAGCACAACAAGGGAACACACAUAUUAUCAAUGUUUUGCUGCAACACGGGGCCAAACCCAGCGCUACCACAAUGAAUGGAAACACAGCCUUAUCCAUCGCCAGACGUCUGGGUUACAUCUCAGUGGUGGACACACUCAAAGUAGUCACUGAAGAAGUCAUCACUACCACAACAACGGUCACAGAGAAACACAAACUCAAUGUGCCAGAGACCAUGACGGAAAUACUUGACGUAUCUGAUGAAGAAGGUGAGGACACAAUGACGGGUGACGGCAGUGAAUACCUGAGAGCAGAGGACUUGCGUGAGCUUGGAGAUGACUCUCUGCCAGGACACUACUUGGACAGCUUCAGCUACAUGAGCCACAAUCUGGACAGGCCUCAGCACCAAAGCUUCCAUCAGAGGGAUGACAUUCUUAUUGAGGAUAUGAUCACAAGCCACCAGGUGUCAGCUCUGUCGAGAGAGCACGAGAAGGACUCGUUCCGCCUGAGCUGGGGGGCCGAGCAUCUUGAUAAUGUGGUGCUGUCCUCCAGCCUGCUACACUCCGGCUUUCUGGUCAGUUUCAUGGUAGAUGCAAGGGGCGGGGCAAUGCGUGGCUGCCGUCACAACGGCUUGAGAAUCAUCGUCCCACCAAGGAAGUGUUCUGCACCCACGAGGGUGACAUGUAGGCUGGUAAAGAGACACCGCCUGGCCUCCAUGCCCCCAAUGGUGGAAGGUGAGGGACUGGCUGGUCGCAUCAUCGAAGUGGGACCCACCGGAGCCCAGUUCCUGGGUAAGCUCCACCUUCCCACGGCUCCGCCCCCUUUGAAUGAGGGCGAGAGCCUGGUCAGUCGCAUCCUGCAACUGGGUCCUCCAGGAACCAAGUUCCUCGGGCCUGUGAUUGUGGAGAUCCCACAUUUUGCUGCUCUAAGGGGCACUGAGAGAGAGUUGGUCAUCUUGAGGAGUGAAACUGGAGAAAACUGGAGGGAGCACCAUUGUGAUUUCACUGAAGAGGAACUCAACCAGAUACUUAAUGGCAUGGAUGAAAAACUGGAUUCCCCCGAGGAGCUUGAGAAAAAAAGAAUUUGCCGCAUCAUCACGCGAGACUUUCCGCAGUAUUUUGCUGUGGUGUCUCGGAUAAAGCAGGACAGUCAUCUGAUCGGUCCAGAGGGCGGCGUCCUCAGUAGCACUCUUGUUCCUCAGGUCCAGGCCGUCUUCCCUGAGGGAGCCCUUACCAAGAAGAUCCGAGUUGGGCUACAGGCUCAGCCCAUUGAAGUGGACGUGGUGAGAAAGAUCCUUGGCAACAAGGCGACAUUCAGUCCAAUUGUCACACUGGAACCAAGAAGACGGAAAUUUCAUAAACCAAUCACCAUGACAAUCCCUAUUCCCAAGAGUUCAAACAAUGAAGGGCUUGGAUCAGUGUAUAGCGGGGAGACGCCUACCUUACGUUUGCUUUGCAGUAUUACAGGAGGGACAACACCAGCUCAAUGGGAGGACAUCACCGGCUCUACACCACUUACCUUUGUUAAUCAGUGCGUUUCCUUCACUACCAAUGUGUCAGCAAGGUUUUGGCUGAUAGACUGCCGACAGGUUCAGGAUGCUGUUAGUUUUGCCUCUCAGUUGUACAGAGAGAUCAUUUGUGUCCCAUACAUGGCCAAGUUCGUCAUCUUUGCAAAGACUUUAGACCCCAUUGAGGCACGACUGCGCUGUUUCUGCAUGACCGAUGACAAAAUGGACAAGACACUGGAGCAGCAAGAGAACUUCACUGAAGUUGCUCGUAGUCGAGAUGUUGAGGUCCUGGAAGGAAAACCAAUAUUUGCUGACUGUUUUGGAAAUCUGGUGCCUCUUACCAAGAGUGGACAGCAUCAUGUGUUCAGCUUCUUUGCUUUCAAAGAGAACAGAUUAGCCCUCUUCAUUAAAAUUAGGGACACAGCACAGGAGCCGUGCGGCCGCCUUUCCUUCACGAAAGAACCACGCACAUACCGCAGUCUGAACCACAAUGCAAUCUGCAACCUUAACAUAACGCUGCCAACAUACUCAAAGGAGUCUGAUUCAGACCAAGAUGUGGAUGAUGAGAGUGAGAAGAGUGACAAGAAAUAUGACGAAUCUGAAUCGAUGGAGACGUUCUCACUGAAAACUAAUCAACCUCUCGACCCUGCAACUCUUGCAAGCCCUGACCUUCUAUCCGACAUGUCUGACAUCAAAAUUCCUGUCUUACUUUCCGAGCAAGUGGAUCGCUUCAUAAAUGUGGACACGGAUGGUGCUAGAUGGACAGAGGAAACUGACACUCUGGCUAAAUAUGACUUCAGAGAAAGGCACCAAAAGUUUGGAGAGAUUGAAAGUGACCGGAUUAAUAACACUAAAGAGCAAGAAGGUGGUGGUGGAAAGGCAGAGCAGCUCUCAGUAUUUGAAUCCCAGGCUGUGAAACUAAGGAAUGUACCUGUUGAACAAAAGCACACAUUAAGUCAAUCUGCUACACAGGACAGAGACACGAUAAGGAUGGACUCUUGCUUCAGCAUAGAACGUAUGGGUGAUUCUCAGGAGUUCCAAGAUACACAGCGUAUUGUGAAGUCUAAUGGUAAACAACGGCCCCCAGAUAUCAAAAAACCUAUUCGGAGGAAACUUCGAGACAGAGAACGUUCUAGAUGUAGUAGCUCAGAGGGAGAGCUGGAAAGGAUGAGCUCUGAGGAGUCUUUAGACGGUGAUACUGUUCUUAAUGAGAGUGGUCUUCUUCUCACGCCAGUAAUGGAUCCACCAGCUUCUCCUCGUGUGGUUGAGACACCUAUAGGAUCAAUAAAGGACCGUGUUAAAGCGUUACAAAACAAAGUUGAAGAGGAGGAACAAAAACAUGAUGUGGUCCUGAUUUCAAGAUCAUUUGUUACCACAACAAAAAUGGAGGGUGACAUGCCACAACUCCCCAGCGUUCCCAAAUCACCCAGAUCUCAGACAGAAAGAUUAGAAGAGACAAUGUCUGUUAAGGAACUGAUGAAAGCAUUCCAGACCGGUCAGGACCCUUCAAAGAAUAAAUCAGGGCUUUUUGAGCAUAAAGCAUUGCCUUCUUGUGAUUCCACUCUAACAAGCGAACCAGCAGAUUCUGAAGAUAAAUGGGGCACGGACCAAAGGCCUACACAGCCAUCAAAAUCUCAAAGUCAUAGCAUUAGAGUUCUCCAUAAGAAUGACUUUCAGGGAAGUGACAGAAAUCAACCUAUAGGCAUACUUAAAGAGACCUCUCAGGACUCACUGUUAAUUUCAGAUGCAUAUGUUGGAAAGACAGUCACUUUUUGUGAUGAUGCGGGGAUUCACCCUCGCAAAAUGUCAACUGAGUCUUCAGAAAAAGAGAGUAUGUCUGUUAAGGAGCUAAUGAAAGCAUUCCAGACUGGGCAGGACACUUCAGAGAGUAAACUUGGGAUUUUUGAACACAAAUCCACUGCUCCCUCAAGUAUUUUACCACAUGGAUCAGUCAUUACCAAUGAAGCAGCCAGCACACAGGCAGAAAAAUCACAGCUCAUUUCGAAUACCGAUUGUAUUGAAAACCCAGUAGACAGUGUUUAUACAAUUCAGCAUGGUGAUGGAAGGAUUAGUCCUCAGAGAGAUGUGUUGCCAGGCAGAGGUCUGGGUCUGAUGCAAGGCGAACAACAAUCCAUUGGUACUGGCAUGACUUUAUCUGAAGACUUGCAGAUAAGCCCUGACCGCAGACCUUCUGAAGACUUCAGUGCUGACAUAAAGGCUGAGCUAGAAGAUAGUCCGGAGUACCAACUAUUCAAGCAAACAUCCACAGCCGUGGAUGUCAGCAAUCAGCGAGAGAAAGCCGGUGAAGAAAGAUUUGUUGAUAGAGUAUCAAUCUACAGCCCAUUAGGAGAAACUGUUUCUGCUAUUGAGAAUCAAAACAUGAUUGAUAGUAAGCAAAGUCCAGAAAACAUGGCUGAAUUUUUUGACAAGACUGUUGACAUAAGGACACUGCAAUCCAGGUUCAUAGUGAACAAUGAAGGACAUGUAGUUACCCAUCAGAUGAACAAUGACAAUGAAGUUGAAGAAAUGACAGUUGAGGAACCACAACUUGAAGAAGUCUACAUUCAUAGGAAAACAGAUAAGCAGUCACCCACAGCAGCAAAAGAUAUGUCAGGGAUGGUUUACUCAAUGAAAUCUGACUUACAGCAGUAUCUACAAACCAGUCCUGUAGCAGAUCAACCACCAAAGGACAAUAUUAUUGACCAAACUUUUAAACAAAUAAUCUUAACGAAGGAUAAAGAGAAAGACAUUCACUCAUGUGCCUCUGGGUUUGGCACAGAACAUAAACAUUUUGGAGAAACUGUUACAAGUGGAGACAAAAUCAGGACACCCUAUUCCAGUUUGGGAGAAGACUACCAAGGACUUGCAAGAGCCCAUCAGAUGAACACUGAUGAAGAAAUCACAGUUGAUGAACCAGUACUUGAAGAAUUCCACAUUGGCAGGAAAAUUGAUAACAAGAUUCCAACAACAAUGAAAGACAUGUCAGGGUUGGCGUGCUUAAUGAAAACUGAAUUGGAUCAGUGUCUAGGUACAGGCUUUGUAGUAGAUCGACCACCACAAGAGGAUAUCACAGAAGAUGUUUUUGAACAAAUUAUUCAAACAAAGGAAAAACAGAAAGGCAUUCACCCAUUUGCCUCUGAUAAAUUUGGGUACAGCACAGAACGUACAUAUUUUGAAGAAACUGUUAUAAGUGGAGACAGAAUCAGGACACCCUAUUCCAGUUUAGGAGAAGACUAUGAAGAACGACCAGCACUCCAUCAGAUGAGCACUGAUAAUGAAGAAAUCACAGUUAAUGAACCAGUGCUUGAAGAAGUCCACAUUGACAGGAAAAUUGAUAACAAGACCCAAACAACAGUGAAAGACAUGUCGGGUUUGGAGUCCUUAAUGACAACUGACUUGGAUCAGUGUCUUGCUAGAGGGUUUGUAGCAGAUCGACCACCACAAGAGGAUAUUAUUGAAGAUGUUUGUGAACAAAUUAUCCAAAAAAAGGAGCAAGAGAAAGACAUUCACCCAUUUGCCUCUGAUAAGUUUGAGUACAGCACAGAACAUACAUAUUUUGAAAGAACUGCCAUAAGUGGAGACAGAAUUAGCACAACUCAUUCCAGUUUAGGAGACGACUAUGAAGGACACAUGAACGCUGAUAACGAAAAAAUCACAGUUGAUGAACCAGUACUCGAAGAAGUCCACAUUGGCAGAAAAAUGGAUAAUAAGAGUACAACAACAAUGAAAGACAUGUCAGGGUUGGUGUCCUUAAUGACAACUGACUUGGAUCAGUGUCUAGCUACGAGGUUUGUGGCAGAUCAACCACCACAAGAGGAUAUUAUCAAGGACAUUUUUGAACAAAUUAUCCAACCAAAGGAAAAAGGGAAAGACAUUCACCCAUUUGCCUCUGAUACAUUUGGGUACAGCACAGAACAAACAUACUUUGACAAAAGUCUUAUAAGUGGAGUCAGAAUUAAGACAGCUCAUUCCAGUUUAGGAGAAGACUGUGAUUUGCGAGAAGACUAUGAAGGACUACCAUUAGCCCAUCAGAUGAACGUUGAUCAUGAAGAAAUCACAGUUGAUGAACCACUACUUGAGGAAGUCUACAUUGGCAGGAAAACUGAUAACAAGACUCCAACAACAAUGAAAGACAUGUCAGGUUUGGAGUCUUCAAUGACAACUGACUUGGAUCAGUUUCUAGCUACGAGGUUUGUAGCAGAUCAACCACCACAGAAGGAUAUUAUUGAGGACAAUUUUGAACAAAUUAUCCUAACAAAGGAAAAAGAGACAGAUAUAGACACAAUUGCCUCUAAUAUGUUAGAGUUUGUCACAGAACAUGUAUAUUUGGAAGAAACCGUUAUAGGUGGAGACAGAAUUAGGACACGUAAUUCCAGUUUGGGAGAAGACUGUCAUUUGGGCAAAGACUAUGAAGGACUUUCAGUGGCUCAUCACAUGAACACUGAUAAUGAGGACAUCGCAGUUGAUGAACCAGUACUUGAAGAAGUCCACAUUGGCAGGAAAACCGAUUACAGGACCCCAACAACAUUGAAAGAUAUGUCAGGGUUGGAGUCCUUCAUGGCAAUUGACUUGGAUCAGUGUCUAGCAACAGAACUUGUAGCAGAUCAACCACAACAAGAGGACAUUAUUGAUGAACAUUUUGAACAAGUUAUCCUAACAAAGGAUAAGGAGAAAGACAUUCAGAUGUUUGCCUCAGAUGAAAUUGUGUUUGGCACAGGACAUAAACAUUUUGAGGAAACUAUUAAAGGUGGAGACAGAAAUAGGACACCUCGUUCCAGUUUGAGAGAGGACAAUGGAGAACUUGCUGUGGGCCCUCAAAAUAACACUGACGAUGAAGAAAUCACAGUGGAUGAACCACUACUUGAAGAAGUCCACAUUAACAGUAAAACCGAUAACAAGGUUCCCACAACAGUGAAAGAUAUUUCAGAGCUGGAGUCCUUCAUGUCAACUGACUUGGAUCAGUGUCUGGCAACAGGGUUUCUAGCAGAUGAACCACAACAAGAGGAUAUUAUUGAGGAACAUUUGGAAGAAAUUAUCCUAAGAAAGGAUAAAGAGAAAGACACUCACACAUUUGCCUCAGAUGACAUUGUGUUUGGCACAAAACAUAAAUAUUUCCAAGAAACGAUUAAAAGUGAGGACAGAGGACUUGCAGUGACACAUCAUCUGAACGCUGAUAAUAAAGAAAUUACAGUUGAUGAAACACUACUUAAAGAAGUCCACAUUAACAGCAAAACCGAUAUCCAGGCUUCCAGAGCAACAAAAGAUAUGUCAGGGUUGGCGUCCUUAAUGACAACUGACUUGGAUCAGUGUUUGGCUACAGGGUUUGUAGCAGAUCAACCACAAGACAAUAUAAUUGAGGAAUGUUUUGACCAAACUAUUUUAACAAACAAAAAAGAGGGGAAAAUAUACCCAUUUUCUUCUGACAUUAAAGACAAGACUAUCUUUGUCUCUGAGCGAGAAAACAUUCAUGCAAAGAUGGAAAAUCGUUCAUUUGAAAUGAAAGAUAAAGACGCUGAGAAUGAAGCUAAAGAAUCCAACUAUGUAAAUACAGAGCUAACAGUCAAUGAUAUAAUACAAGAUAUUGGUACACUUAAUGUCCAGAGGGGAACUGAAGAGGGAUCAAGUGCAUUUGAGGAACAUCAUUACUUCACUGAAGAGGUACCUCUAACGGAGGAAUGGGUGGGGCAGAAGCCUUCUUAUCAACUCUCCAAAAAUGUAAAGGAGAUGUCAGGCAUGAUAUCCCUGCUAAAAUGUGACUUAGACCAAUACCUCAUUGAUAGGCCAGUGGCACAUGAGGCUCCACAAGAGGACAAUGUCCAGGACAAAUUUCAACAAGUUAUUAUUGCCAAAGUCCAUAAACCCUCUUGUGAGGAGACAGCAACAACAGUGUUUGAAAACGUGGAAAACAAGCAAGAUGGUCAGACACAAAUGCUGACGGAUAUUGUUGAAGUCAAAGAGAGGGAUAUGUCAGGUAUGUUGUCAGUUCUUGGUAGUGAAUUAGAGAAGUGUUUCAAAGACAAUCACAUGGAAACCCGAGAAGAUACAAUAAGUGGAGCAGCAAUCACAGCAAUGCAACCUAGUGAUGAAUUAGAGAAGCCAAUGCACCAAGUUUGGAUUGAGAGAAAGGCCAGACAGCAGCAGUGUAUAACUGAACAAGAUAUGUCAGGCAUGGCAUCACUGCUGAGUUUUGACAUUGACCAAUCUUUAAAGGAAGAGCCAGUGAUGACGCAAGGCCAUCCAGAAGAGGAGGUGGUCCACGAGAGCUGCAGACAGGUUAUAAUAUCAAAAGACAGAGAAACAUCCACAUUUUUGCCAGUUCCACAUUUUAGCAGCUACAGUGAAAGUACUGUAAAAAUGACAAAGCCAUAUGAAACAAUACGUGAAUGCAACAAUGACUAUAAAGAUGACAGUUUUGGUACCAUUAUCUCAACUACACCACAACGGCCAGCUGAUUUAAAGAACUUAGACACUGUGGUUUUUGAUGAAUCAGUUAAAGAGCUUUAUCCACACGACUCGCUGGAAGCAAGUCCUGUUGUGGAGGACAUAUCUUCAAAGAAAUCCCCAGACUCCAUUGAACCAAGCCCUACCAGAAAAUCUCCUUGUCCAGACUCUCUUGAAGGAAGUCCCACUCAAUCAGAGAAAAUAGAAGAUCAAAUGUCGCACAAGGCAGCUGUGUAUGAGGAUUAUGCAUCACAGCUAAAAGCAUGUUUGGAUUAUGAUACAAUUAUUUGCAUGGAUGGCAAUGAGCCCAAUGAGUCAGAAAACAUCACACAAAUGGAAGGAGACAAAUAUUUCACAUUUCAUGAAGAUGACAGUGAGGAUCAGUCCACCAACAAACAAUUUACUCCAGAAGAGGAGAUGUUUAAAAUGGCUGCAAGGAUCAAAACUUUUGAAGAAAUGGAACAAGAGGCUAAAACCAAGAGGGACACAUCCUCAUGUGUGCCAUCACAGACAGGAAUCACAGAAGACUCGUUCCCAGACUUACAAGAUAAUCCACUCCAAGAUAAUGGUUCAGAUUCUUUUACUGAACCUCUGGCUAUAGUGUCUGCUAAAGAAACCAAAUAUGAUACACCAAGUUGUGAAUAUUCUGUAGCCUUCAGUGAGCAAGUUGAUCUGGCAGAGGACAGAAAAAAGCUUGAUAAAUCCCCUGUUCAAACACCAAUUGAUGACAAAACCCCAGAUCAAUUUCAGUUUGAAGAGGGAAAGCUAUUUGAAAUGACCAGAGGGGGUGCAAUUGAUCUGACAAGAAGUACUGAUGAAGAGGCUGAAGGAUAUGCAUUUUUUCAAGUAGAGGGACAUCCAACUGAAGUUGUUUCAGAGGAAACUGGAGGGGAGCAAAACACCUUGUCAACAUUUGAUAAAAGGUAUUCAGCUGCAGAGGAAAUGCUACAGAAGACAAGGGAUGACAAAGUUUCAACUCCCAAAGCCAGAACUUUCCUCCCUCAUUCAAGUGACAAGUCAAAGGGUGAUAAACAUCUUUCUGAAGCAGAUCUUGGCAGCUCUACAGAAGUUCAGCUUGGCUCCCCCAGUGGCUUGGAGAAGCUGACCAUUAUUCAAGGUGAUGAUGAAAGCUUUAAAGGCCUUGGUGAAAACUACCUUGACUGUACAGUAGCAGCUCUUCAGUCAAACACAAACAUAGUGGACCAAUCUGCAUACUCAAAGCAGAGUUACAAUUCCUCCUACUCCUCCCCUGAUGAGGAUGAUGACGAUCAUUGUUCAGUAAUUGAGAUGUCCUUUUUGGGUGCACAGACUAUUAUUAAUCAAGGCAGCAAAGCAAAUGAAUCUGAACCUGAUUUGGCUGCCAAAAAGAAGGAUUCAUCCAUGAAUCGCAGGACAAGAUCUGAGACAGAUAGUGGCCCAAGUAAAGCCUCAGAUAAAAAUAGCAGGAGUUGUUCUGAAAGCAGUCAGUCCACACAUCAAUCCAACCUGUCUCUGGCCAAACCUCUCCUCUCCACAAAACAGAAACACAAAGAAAUCCGUAUCUGUAACGCUGAAGAAUCAUCUGUUUCUUUGGAUACUGAUGACAUAAGCAGCUCAAGUCACAAGAGCCCAGAUUCUGUUAUUUUUACAUAUGACAUGCCAGCCUUGAGUAGUUCAGAUUCAGAUCCCAUUACGGCUGUGCACCCGUCUUCUAGUACCGUGGAUCUAUUUGAAUCUAGGCCUACCUGGGAUGACAAGGUGGAAACACAGAUGCAGAGAAUCACCGGGGAUCAAACUUCACAAUGUACGGCAGUGGAUUGGCAGGAUGAUGCUGACAGGAAAGAGGAGACAUUAGCCAUCAUUGCAGAUCUCCUUGGCUUCAGUUGGACUGAGCUGGCAAGGGAACUGGAAUUUAGUGAGGAUGACAUUCAAUCAGUUAGGUCAGAGAAUCCCAAUUCACUUCAAGAGCAGAGUCAUGCCUUACUUCAGCGAUGGGUUGAACGAGAAGGCAAACAUGCCACAGAGGAUUGCCUGAUUAAAAGACUGACCAAGAUCAACCGCAUGGACAUUGUUCACCUAAUUGAAACCCAGAUGAACAAGUCAAUUCAAGAGCAAACCUCAAGAACAUAUGCUGAGAUUGAGAAAACCCUGGACCAUAGUGAAGUGUCAGUGGCUCUGUCUUCAGUGCAAGAGGAUGUGGACAGCCCCAGGAUUGUGAGAAGGAUAGAGUCAGAUCGCAAGCCACCCCCAGCUGUUUCUGAAGAGGACCUCUCCGUCGCUUCUCUGUUAGACAUUCCCUCGUGGGCGGAGCCUGCUGGACAUACCCACUCAGAGAGCAUGCAUGGCGACCUCUUGGAGGAGCUUGACAUCACACAUGAACUGAACCCAAACCUGUGGACGUCAGAUGAUGUAAUUUCACAUGAACGUACACGCUAUGUCAACUUUGAUGAGCAAGCUGAUGAAAUGCCUGAACUUCCAAGCCAGUCUGUGACAGAGGAAAAGUACAAAGAUGAAAAUGGCCACAUUGUUGUCAGAAAGAUUUCGAGAAAAAUUAUUCGCAAGUGUGUUUCUUCGGAUGGUGUGGAGCGUGAGGAGGUCUCAAUAGAGGGAACCCCACAGGGGUCCAUCAGUGUUGCAGAGGGAGACAGCUACUCCAAAGUGGUGAAGCGCACUGUACUAAAGAGUGAGGGAGACCAUACAGAGGUAACAUUUUCUGAACGUGAGGGUUUCUCAACAUCCCAACAAGAGACAUCGGAGGUCCGUAAAGUCAGUCUGGCAGAAAGAACCACAGUAGUAGAAGGUAAAAGAACAGUGACACACAAAGGAGACAUGUCGUUGGCUUCUGACCUCCCGUCAGCCCAAGAGGACUUCAAACAGGGCCCACAUGCGUAAAGGUCAGACCCUCAGACAGACAGUGGUGCAAGGAGCUGGGCAUCCCAAACAGGUCCUUCUCGAGCAAGUGGACACCCCUACCAAAGGUUCCAAACCCCACGAACUCCAGCAGCACCUGCACCAGCUCUUUCAUCACUACUACAAAGAAGAACAGGAGGACCAUGAUGGUGAUGAAAAUGAGGAAGAGGAACAGUAGACGAAUGUGUAACGCACUCCCCUACUAUUUUAAGGUCCCCCACUACUUAUCCUAUGCAUUUGCCACAUGUAAUCUCAGCGUGCACCUACAAGCUACCAGUCUUCCCAUUUAAUUAAGAUAAAAAUUGUCCACAAUGAGACAUUUCCUUUCCUUGCUGGCAUUGUGUAUUCAUGAAUUUCAUUAUUUUUGCCUUGUUUUGUGACCAAAGAAUAACUUUUUCCUGAUCAAUCUUAGGUUUCAUGUCAACAACGUCUUUUCAUUAUUCUUCAACAAAAAUAUAUAUAUAUAAAAGAAAUGCUAUUCAGAUUUAUCCCAAACCUCCUGAGGGUAAGGAACAUUUCACCUGUGAAAUACUCUCCAGGGAGGGCUCUUGGGACGUCAUGCUAAACUGCCUCGCACAGCCAGACUUUGUGGGAUAACCUUUGCAAAGAAUAUUCACUGUACUACAGCCUGAGUAAACACGAGUGUAUUUAUUUAACUGCUGCUGCUGUUGUGUUUCUGUGUAGGCUAUGUGUAAUCUGUCUUUUGGGCAUUCUGAUAUACAACAAUUUAAUCUAAUCUAGACAAUACCGACAUCUGUAGCCUAGGAAUGAUUAAUCAGUCAUGUGAAGUAGAGCAGGCAUGACUAAUCAACAUUGAUCAGUAUGAUCUUUUGCUUUGUAGUUUUGUCCAUUUACCCCACUCAUCUUCUUUUUUUUUUUUUUUUUACCCCUUUCUGUGUGUUGUACUUAAACAGACGACUUUUCUUGGCACUGAGUCCUAAAUGAUUGAUCAUGGCUCUUAUUGUGUGAACGGUGACUGUGUGAGUGAGUAUUGCACUGUACUGUUAGUCUUACAUGUUGUUGGUCCAUGCAUGACCCAAUUAGCGUCUGCUUUGUCUGAGAUUAUUUUAAACACAUUGUAUGUUUUAUUUGAGAGAUUUUCUAGUGUCUAGAUAGUAUACAUUAUGAGAACAAGGUACAAUGGUAUAAACUUGACCGUGGUGUCCAAUAAUUAGCCCAUUUGGGGUACAUUAUUGCCCUCAAGGGACCGAAUUGGACUCCCACUGUACCCCUCAUUUGAGUCAGCUUCCAUUUGUUGUUAUUUAUUGUAAAAUGAUUCACAUUUUGCCAUUGAAAUAGGUAAAAUGAUCAUGUUUAUGAAUUAUUUAUUAUUAUUAACAUGUGUUGAGUGUGUGAUUGUGAGUGAAAGUUUUUUUUUUUUGGAGCGAGGAAGAGUAUGCACUGAUUUAUGUACGCAAACUAUAGAAACAUUUAUUUACACAAAACCGUAUCUGCACUCCUGAAUGUCAGGAUGGAACACCUCCAUGCUUUUUUGUGCACCGGCUGUGAUAAAGUAAAGUGAAUCUUUUGUGUAAUUUUAUUUUGGCAGUACAAAUUGAGUACUUGUAAGAUAGCGACACGAGCGAAAGGAGACAGGUUGAGUGCUUCCAUAAACCAUUAUUCCCUGUAUGUAACUCAAUCAUGUAAUGUAUUUAUGUCACCAUCACUGUUUGCGUUGCGAUUUAGGGGGAGGAUGAAAUCAUACUUUGUGGAAGUUCACUGUGACAGGUAUAUAUUUUUCAUUUUGAAAAAAAUGAGCGCCCCUUUUUCUGUGAUGCUGACAGUUAUAUACUCACAUGAUGCAUAUGUAUAGAUAUCUAUAAGGGCAUGUAUUGCUGUUCAAAACUCAAAAAGAUAAAGCAAAAUGGCUGCAGUGUGUUUAUGGCUGAUAAAUGAAAGCUGAGAAUAAAAUUCUAAAAAUGCA